UGGAAUACCACCGAGGAAGUCGAGUCUGCAUCCGGAGCAAUUAACCCAGCCACCAAUGAGACCCAAACCUGGUCCACGAAGGCCUCGGUACCUAGGUUAAGUUCACCAGGUUAACGUGCUUGGCCUGACUGAACUGACUUCAUCCGGCGCAGCUUCAUCUCCUCCUCUUUCCUCUCUCUCCCCUUCCAUCUCUCCCCUUCCCUUCCCCUCUUCUCCCCCAGACUUUCUCCUCCUUUUCACUUCCCCCUUUCCCUCUUAAAUCUUUCCGAUUUCCCCUUCCCGUCUGCCUUGAUUCUUGGAACUUUCCCCCCCCGCUCCCACCUUGCCUGACUUUAACGGUAACCUUCGGAGCAACGUUGGUUGACCCCCCAGUUCACCUCAACACCUCCCGUCGCAAAUAUCCCCCCUCACGUUUACGACUGUAUAAUAUAUUAAACGUCACAAAAUGUCGCUCAAAGAAGCUCGUCUACAGCCGCGCAUGGCGAAGAAGCCUCCCUUCUCCGUCGAGGUUCCCGGCGUCGAAGCAAAGCCCGGCGAGACGAUCCCCCGUCGACUACCCGUUGCCAAGGAUGGCCUGUUCACGCGCCUCCCCGAAGACGUCGCUACCACCUAUGAAAUCCUCCGUCGUUCGGCUCGCGUCUUCGGCAACGCCAAGGCCGUCGGCUCUCGCCGUUUGAUCAAGGUCCACACGGAGAACAAGAAGAUCAAGAAGGUGGUCGAUGGUGUCGAGAAGGAGGUCGACAAGCAAUGGAAUUACUAUGAGAUGAGCGGCUAUGAGUAUAAGACGUUCAUCGAGUACGAGCGACUGGCGCUGCAGCUGGGCCAAGGUCUGCGCAAGAUUGGCUUGGCCAAGGGUAACCGCGUCCACCUUUUUGGCGCAACUAGUGAGAACUGGCUGGCGAUGUCACACGGAGCUGCGUGCCAGUCUAUCACGGUGGUCACCGCGUAUGAUACCUUGGGUGAGGAUGGUCUCAAACACUCCAUGGUACAGACGGAGAGUGAUGGCAUCUUCUGUGACCCCAACCUCAUUCCCUCGGUGGCAAACGUCCUCGCCGACGCGACGUCCAUCAAGCAUGUCAUCUACAACAGCCACCUGGAGCACAAACAGGAGGAUCUGGACCGUUUGAAGUCGCAAUUCCCGCACCUGAACGUGAUGAGCUUCGAGGAGCUGCGACAGCUUGGCGAGGAAAACCCGGUAGAUCCGGUCCCCCCCACCCCCGAAGACCUCUGCUGCAUCAUGUACACGUCGGGUUCGACCGGCCCUCCCAAGGGGGUUCCCUUGACGCAGGGCAACGUUAUUGCCUCCGCCGCCGGUGUUCAGGCCAUUGUCGGACCCUACAUCGGUCCUUCCGAUUCUCUGCUCACCUACCUCCCGCAAUCCCACAUCCUGGAAUUCAUGUUCGAGAACGUCUGUCUCUUCUGGGGUGGUACCAUGGGUUACGGAAACCCCCGCACCCUGUCGGAUGCCUCGAUGCGGAACUGCAGCGGCGACAUCAAAGAGUUUAAGCCCACGAUCUUGGUCGGCGUGCCGGCGGUUUGGGAGUCCGUGAAGAAGGGUGUGCUCAGCAACUUGAACAAGGGCAGCUUCCUGGUCAAGGGCAUGUUCUGGGGCGCCAUGUCCGCCAAGAACUUCCUCAUGGCGACGGGCGUCCCCGGCUCGGAUCUCGGCGCGUGGGUGCUGGAUUCGGUGGUCUUCAAGAAGCUGCGGGAGGCGACUGGUGGCCGUUUGCGCAUCUUCAUGAACGGCGGCGGUCCGAUCUCCAAGGAUACCCAGCGGUUCCUGUCCAUGGGCAUCGCCCCCAUGAUCAGCGGGUACGGCCUGACGGAGACCACUGCCAUGGGUGCGCUGAACGACCCGAUGGCCUGGAACCCGGACGCUCUGGGUGAGAUUCCCGCCUCGAUCGAAAUCAAACUCGUCGACUUCCCCGAUGCGGGCUACUUUGCCAAGAACAACCCCCCGCAGGGUGAGAUCUUCAUCCGCGGCGGUGGUGUGUCGAGCGGCUACUGGAAGAACGAGGAAGAGACCAAGGCCGCGUACACCGAGGACGGUUGGUUCAAGACGGGUGACAUUGGUCAAUUCGACAAGUACGGCCACCUCUGCAUCAUCGACCGGAAGAAGAACCUGGUCAAGACGCUGAACGGCGAAUACAUCGCGCUGGAGAAGCUUGAGUCGGUCUACCGAUCUUCCCCGAUUGUCGGCAACAUCUGCGUCUUCGCGGCCCAGGACCAGGAUCGGCCGGUCGCCAUCAUCGUGCCCGUCGAGGCCGCCCUGAAGAAGCUUGCCAGCGAGAAGAACAUCCCGGGCGAGACCCUGGAAACGCUGGUUCACAACGAGAAGCUGAAGUCGUACGUCCUCCAGGAGCUUCAGAAUGCCGGCCGUGCGGGCGGUCUCCGGGGUAUUGAGAUUGUCAGCGGUGUGGUUCUGUCCGACGAGGAGUGGACGCCACAGACUGGUUACAUGACUGCAGCCCAGAAACUCCAGCGCAAGAAGAUCGUCGGCCAUUUCCAGAAGGACAUUGACCGCGCAUAUGGCAAGAAAUAAACGACCGUCUUUACCAGCCCUAACCUAACGUACUGUUCAAAUUAUGCUUUUUACGCACUGUUCUGUUUUUUUUUUUUCCUUGGUUUGGUUUGAUCUUGAUUCCCAUCCUUUUCUUUUGAUUUGAUUUUGCAGCCUCGAAACCUAUCUUUAGUUACGUUAUACCUUUUGCAUUGAAAUUGUUCCUUUGGGUGUGCUGUGUGCUGUUCUGCCCAUGGACCUGGAAUGUACUAUUUAUCUUGUCUCAGUAGAGAAUAUAACGAUGAGUGAUUGA
Aspergillus candidus is the source of this 2813-nucleotide messenger RNA. RefSeq names its product long-chain fatty acid-CoA ligase FAA1 (gene faa4). Bases 446 to 2542 code for a protein of 698 amino acids. Gene Ontology annotation, molecular function: long-chain fatty acid-CoA ligase activity. The record is from RefSeq and is a predicted model, not a curated record. Gene Ontology annotation, cellular component: lipid droplet; endoplasmic reticulum; plasma membrane. Gene Ontology annotation, biological process: long-chain fatty-acyl-CoA metabolic process; long-chain fatty acid metabolic process. NCBI's taxonomy places the organism in Eukaryota, Fungi, Ascomycota, Eurotiomycetes, Eurotiales, Aspergillaceae. The transcript has 6 exons.